AUGCUGUUUCCAAACAGAGAUAUUGACACAACCCUAAAGACAGGCAUCAAUCAUGGAAAUAAAUGUGCAAAUCUUUUACGAAGAAAUGGAACUGGCUAUUCAAUCCAUGCCAAGAAUGAUAUAAACAAUGCCCAAGAACUUACAACAAAAAUAUCAAACGGGAAGCAAGAUACAGAGAAGCCAGGUCAAGAGCGUAGUUCGUUUCUUCCAAAUGUAUACAGUACUGACUUGGAUUUCAGGACAUACAGUCGACAGUGGGUCAAUAAUAGAAGUCAAAACUAUGAAAAAAGCUCCAUUAAGAAAGAAGAUAAAACAGAUUAUCAAGAAAUUCAGACACAAGUAGAGGGACAAAACACAAAAGAAGAGACAACCUAUGCACGUGCAUAUCAUACCAGUCCCUUUAUUGACAGAGUUAAUAGAGGCACAAUAUCCAAUUUUAGUAAUAACUUGCAGCACGAUAGAAUUUCCAUAGAUUGUAAAGAGUUUGAGAAACCCAAAACUCUUACAAAGGAACAACCUGUAAUUUCAAACACAAAGGGAAAAAUGAAAAGAAGAAAAACACCACAAGGUUUGCCAAACAUUGGAAACACAUGCUAUGCUAAUUCCCUCCUACAGAUACUGAGUGAGACUCCAGAUUUAUUCGAGGUAGUAUUACUAUGUGCUGAGAAUAGUUCACCUGUGUAUAAUAUGAAGGUAAAUAGCUUGUUUUUUGGGGAUACAUUGAAAAUAGAGUUUAUGGUACAACAUACAUACAUUUAAACUUCAAUACACUUCAACUUUAUGUCAAAGAUUGCUAAACUCGUCUUCACAACAAGACAUCUAUUUGAUAUCUUUAGCAUGAAAUAGAGAUAUAUUUUACAUACGAAA
Saccostrea cuccullata (small rock oyster) is the source of this 867-nucleotide messenger RNA. RefSeq lists its product as uncharacterized. The transcript is spliced from 9 exons. NCBI's taxonomy places the organism in Eukaryota, Metazoa, Mollusca, Bivalvia, Ostreida, Ostreidae. The record is from RefSeq and is a predicted model, not a curated record. Gene Ontology annotation, molecular function: cysteine-type deubiquitinase activity. Bases 1 to 759 code for a protein of 252 amino acids. Gene Ontology annotation, biological process: protein deubiquitination.